Molecule: messenger RNA, 1320 nt
Organism: Trypanosoma rangeli
Lineage: Eukaryota; Euglenozoa; Kinetoplastea; Trypanosomatida; Trypanosomatidae
Product: 23S rRNA (cytosine1962-C5)-methyltransferase
Exons: 1
Coding region: 1-1320 (439 amino acids)
Source: RefSeq, a predicted model, not a curated record
AUGUGGUCCAAGGUGUUUGCUCCUUUGCUCCCCAAUCGUCUUGCACCGGCGCAGAAGUUUCCACAGCUGAAACUUCGCCCGCAGCAGCACCGUCUUCUCACACACAAACGCCAAUGCGACAUUUCACUCACCUCGUUUGACGCGAACAGCGUGGAGUUCGCACGCCGGGAGAUUGCCUCUGGGAGCAUUGUGGAGAUACGGGAUUCGGAUCGCCAUCAGUUGCUUGCGUUGGGAUUCUACGAGCCAACGCUUCUUCGUGUAGACGUGUUUCAUAUGACCUCACAAACGGUCUCUGAGCUGCCUAUCAUUGACGAGGAAUUCUUUCUAAAUCGAUUGCGGGAAGCAUGGGAGAAACGUCGGCGUGUGUUUGGCUCAAUGGUGAACGGUGACAAUAACACGUACCGAGUGCUGAACGGCACUGCGGAUGGUAUUCCAUCCAUGUACGUGGACCUCUAUUCUUCUAGCUUUGCCCGCAUUGUGGCAACUUCCUUUGGAGCUGAACGACUCGUUCCUGCUGUUUCAGAGUUAUUGAGGCGUCAGGGGUCUGAGCAACUGCUUUUAGAUACGCCGUGCCUGAAGGACCGCGAAAAACUUACCCUCGUUCAUCCCACCAUUCCUCUCUCGGCAGUGUACGUUGAGAAUGGCACGAGGCACUUGUGGGUUCCAUCAGCAGAGGUCCCUGCAACAAGAAGCAAUAGGUGGUUGCUUAACCCAGCGCAUCGCAGGAUACGUUUUGUGCUCCGUGAAGUCUGUCGCGGCAAACGUGUUUUGUGCGUUAAUGAUCGUAGCGGGUCGGCGGCACUAAAUGCCGUGAUGUCUGCGAAGAGUGUACUGAUUGCUGAAUCAGAUGGUGCUCUGGUAGACCGUGUACGGGAAAACCUGGUAUCUAAUCACACUUCAUCUGUCUUUAAUGUUUGUGAAACCACCAUAUGUGCACGUAUCGAAGACUUGGAUGCCCGCCGGCAGGAUGUGGUUUAUUUGGAGCAUCAUCCAGACCAGUUAUCGUCGGAGGAAGAGUGGCGAACAACAUUGUCUGCGUUGCUGCGGCGUCGAAUUUGCGGUGUGGGGACUCUGCUCUUUGUGGCACAGGAGGCCGCUCCACUUGGUAUUUCAGAUCUCCUCCAGCAGCAUUUUUCAGACGCACAUGCUGUGCCCGCGCAACGAGAUGCGGUUGCUGCGGCCCUUCGUGCUGCUGCCUCCGAGCACAAUUUAAACCUCCGGCAGCUCCGCGUAUUUGGUCCUUCUGUUGAUUACCCCAUUCUUCCUACGGCUGACGCGCUGUGUUUUUCACAGUUGUUUCUUUUGGAGAAGAACUAUUGA